UAUGGAUAUUUACUGGCACUAAUCGCACAAAAUGUAUUUAUUGUAGAUUUUUCAUGAACUAAAAUAGUUUUUUGGAAGAAACCCCUUCCGCUAAGGAUUGCGGAACAUUAUUGUUUAACUGGUGAGACGUUCAGGAUUUUCCAAGUAAUGAAUUUGACUGGAGGCGGCGCAGGUCCCCAGGCGGGACCCAACAGCAGCUGCAACAUCCCCAACAGCUCCCUCCUUGCUACUGCUCCAGCAGCUGCCACAAUGCCGAUUGCCCAACUGGCAGACGGCUGGCUAGAGCUAGAAUCGGAUCCUGGUCUCUUCACCCUUCUUCUAGAGGACUUUGGCUGUCACGAUGUACAGGUGGAGGAAGUAUACGACCUCCAGAAACCCAUCGAGAGUCCCUAUGGCUUUAUUUUCCUUUUUCGCUGGAUCGAAGAGAGAAGGGCUCGACGGAAAAUAGUAGAGACCACAGCGGAGAUAUUCGUCAAGGACGAGGAGGCCAUUUCAAGCAUCUUCUUCGCCCAGCAGGUGGUGCCCAACAGCUGCGCCACCCACGCUCUACUCUCUGUCCUCUUGAACUGCAACGAAAACAACCUUCAGUUAGGGGACACUCUUAGUCGUCUUAAGGCCCACACAAAGGGCAUGAGCCCCGAAAACAAAGGGCUGGCUAUUGGCAACACCCCGGAACUAGCCUGCGCCCAUAACUCGCACGCCAUGCCUCAAGCUAGACGCCGCUUAGAGCGAACAGGAGCUGGCGUCUCCAGUUGCCGUUUCACCGGCGAGGCAUUUCACUUCGUAAGCUUUGUGCCCAUCAACGGACAACUGUUUGAGCUGGAUGGCUUGAAACCAUAUCCCAUGAAUCACGGCGGCUGGGAGGAUCACGAGGACUGGACCGACAAGUUUCGACGAGUAAUGACAGAGAGACUGGGCAUCGCCACCGGGGAGCAAGAUAUCCGAUUUAACCUGAUGGCCGUUGUUCCCGACCGCCGUAUCGCCAUAACCCACAAGCUGAAGAUGUUGCGCACCAACCAGGCUAUCGUCUCUGGCACCCUCCAGAAGCUGCUAAAGGCGGAUGAGCAGGGAGAAGGAAACGGAGAUCCCCAGCGACCCGACACGCCCAGUACACUCCUCGAACCGAGUGCGUUCACGGCCCGCGAUCUGCAGUCUCUGCUGAAGAACUUGGACACGGAGAUUGCUAUUAACGAGCAGCACCUGGCUGAUGAGAACGACCGGCGGCACAAGUUCAAGGUGGACGCCAGCCGUCGCACGCAUAACUACGAUAAGUUCAUUUGCACUUUCCUGUCCAUGCUGGCGCACCAGGGAGUCCUGGGCGAGUUGGUCAGCCAGCACCUGCUGCCCUCCAAGAAGAUCAGUGGCCAGAGCGCAGCCAACCGGUUAAAUAAGCAGAGCAACGCCUCCGCCAGUGCAGGGGCCACUGCUGCAGGAGCAGCCGGGGCAGCGCCAAAGACCCAGCAGCAGCAGCAGGCAGCCGCCGCCAAGAAUGGAAAGUCUCCCAGCAAAACUCCGGGCCGGAGGCGAAAGGGUCGCAACAAGUGCAAGAAAAGAAAGUAGACGGAAGAGUUAUAUAUAUUAUAUAUAUGUUUCAAUAAUAGAUUUGCAUUUACUAUGCAUUCCAGUAUAGUUUUAUUGAUAAUUCCCACCAUUAACCAUUUAGUUUGGAUAAGUUUAGCUUAAGUGCCAUCCCGAGAACACACAUUGCCUGUAAAACAACACGAGAUGAACCUGGCAGUUUUUAUAUCUUUAUUUGAUCGCUUGGUCGACCAUUUUAAUAAUAAAAAACACUGUUCAUAUGAUUAAAUGAUCUGCGAUCCUUGGCGCAACAAGGACCCAAACUGUAUGCGUAA
This is a messenger RNA of Drosophila bipectinata, 1853 nucleotides long. It is a transcript of the gene caly, whose product is annotated as ubiquitin carboxyl-terminal hydrolase calypso. Gene Ontology annotation, molecular function: cysteine-type deubiquitinase activity. The record is from RefSeq and is a predicted model, not a curated record. Gene Ontology annotation, biological process: protein deubiquitination; ubiquitin-dependent protein catabolic process. Gene Ontology annotation, cellular component: cytoplasm. Lineage: Eukaryota; Metazoa; Arthropoda; Insecta; Diptera; Drosophilidae.